AUGUAUAAAGGUGAAGUUCGCAAGCUUACAGUACUGACCCCGCCGCAGCCGAACGCCUUUAUGGAUUCAACCACCGCGGAACCCGACGAUACACACAUGGAAUCUAUCUCACGUCCACUCCCUGUCAGUAUCGCUCACAGAUCACAGGAAGGAGCCGCACUGGCAGGUAUUAAGCCUUGCACCCCGACUCAGAAACUACAUCAUCGAUUGCGCCAGAAGACGAGCAAUAUUAGCCCAAGACGACACGACGUUGACAUUCAUAGAGCUCGAUCUCCACGUUUAACGCCUACAAGUAGUCGGGGAUUACCUCCAACAUCGACGGGAGCCAAACGAAAGCAUAUAGAGACUUGGCAAAUUCCUGCUAUCGACACGUCAGUCUCUUCAUCGUCACCAAGUUCGUCAUCGAGAAUGCAAAACUUGUGCGAAGAAGUGUACUUCCCAACUCCACGAAUCGAUAGUGGAUAUUCCAGUGAUCCUGCCAGAAAGACACCGUUACGCUAUAGCUCAUUAAAUCGAAGUGCUAGCUUUUCUUCAGUCUGUAUUACUAACGGAUUGUACAAGGGUAAGAGAAUAUUAGAACUACAAGACGAAGAUCGUAGACUACAUCCAGACAAUUGCAUUGCUAUUUCAUCGCCAUCCAAGCGAAGUAAAAAGUAG
Messenger RNA from Plasmopara halstedii, 657 nucleotides. RefSeq lists its product as uncharacterized. The record is from RefSeq and is a predicted model, not a curated record. The transcript has 4 exons. The coding region runs from base 1 to 657 and encodes 218 amino acids. Lineage: Eukaryota; Oomycota; Peronosporomycetes; Peronosporales; Peronosporaceae.